UAAGACUGGGGCACCUGAAGACGACGGCUACUUUCUCACUUGACGACACUUCACAAAACACUCUGUUUUUACAGGAGACAAUGGCGUCAAAGCUAGAAGAGGACCUCACCUGUGCAGUCUGCUGUGACAUCUACAUGGAUCCUGUCAUAAUGACGUGUGCUCACAGUGUGUGUAAGGCCUGUCUGCAUCAGUUCUGGCAGAGCAAAGGAUCCAGAGAAUGCCCCUACUGCAGGAGGAAAUGCUCAAGAUCAGCAUACCCACCCAACAUUGCGUUAAGGAACCUGUGUGAGACAUUCUUAAAGGAGAGCAGUCAGAGAGCUUCAGCAGGGUCUGAGGUGCUCUGCAGUCUGCACAGUGAGAAACUCAAGCUCUUCUGUCUGGAGGAUAAACAGCUUGUGUGCCUGGUGUGCCGAGACUCCAAAAAACACACUGGUCACAAGUUCCACCCAAUAGAUGAAGCAGCACUUGAUCGCAAGGAGGAGUUGAAGACUGCACUGCAGCCACUACAGAAGAAGCUGAAAUCAUUUGAAGAGGUGAAGCUCAUCUGGGAUGAAACGGCAAAACACACCAAGACUCAGGUCCUCAGCACAAAGAAGCAGAUCAAGCAGGAGUUUGAGAAGCUUCACCAGUUUCUACGAUAUGAAGAGACAUCCAGGAUAGCUGCACUUAGGAAGGAAGAGAAGCAGAAGAGUCGUAUGAUGAAGGAGAAGAUUGAGAAGAUGAACAGAGAGAUCUCAUCUCUUUCAGACACAAUCAGAGCCAUAGAGGAGGAGAUGAAAGCUGAUGAUGUCUCAUUCCUGCAGAACUACAAGAGCACUGCCAAAAGAGCCCAGUGCACACAGCAGGAUCCGGAGAGGCUUUCAGGAGCUCUGAUCAAUGUGGCAAAGCACCUGGGCAACCUGAAGUUCAGAGUCUGGGAGAAGAUGCAGGAGAUUGUUCAAUACACUCCUGUCACUCUGGAUCCCAACACUGCACACCCACGACUCAUCCUGUCUGAGGAUCUGAGCAGUGUGAGACUCGGUGAUGAGAGACAGCAGCUUCCUGAUAACCCAGAGAGAUUUGAUGUUGUCCGUGUCAUGGGCUCUGAGGGCUUUAACUCAGGGACACACUGCUGGGAUGUGGAGGUUGGGGAGAGUAAUGAUUGGGGCCUGGGUGUGAUGACAGAGUCUCUCCAGAGGAAGGGAGACAUUAACCAUAUGAGUGGCCAGUGGCUAGUGGGGUGUGGUGAUGGUGAAUAUGUAGCAGCUAAGGCUCCACUUCAUGUGUAUCACCUCACGGUGCAGCAGAGACCCCAGAGGAUCAGAGUGCAGCUGGACUGGGACAGAGGAAAGCUGACGUUCACUAACCCUGAUAAUAACACACACCUACACACCUUCACACACACUUUCACACAGAAAGUGCUUCCAUACUUUAUGUUUCACCCAAACACCUCUUUCAGGAUCCUACCAAUGAAAUGUUGUAUUAGUCUGAAUCCUCACAGUUAG
This is a messenger RNA of Engraulis encrasicolus (European anchovy), 1484 nucleotides long. RefSeq names its product zinc-binding protein A33-like. Bases 81 to 1484 code for a protein of 467 amino acids. The transcript has 7 exons. Gene Ontology annotation, biological process: protein ubiquitination. NCBI's taxonomy places the organism in Eukaryota, Metazoa, Chordata, Actinopteri, Clupeiformes, Engraulidae. Gene Ontology annotation, molecular function: protein binding; ubiquitin protein ligase activity; zinc ion binding. Gene Ontology annotation, cellular component: cytoplasm. The record is from RefSeq and is a predicted model, not a curated record.